Messenger RNA from Gambusia affinis (western mosquitofish), 1981 nucleotides. RefSeq names its product SH2 domain containing 5 (gene sh2d5). NCBI's taxonomy places the organism in Eukaryota, Metazoa, Chordata, Actinopteri, Cyprinodontiformes, Poeciliidae. The transcript has 10 exons. The record is from RefSeq and is a predicted model, not a curated record. Bases 220 to 1416 code for a protein of 398 amino acids. Gene Ontology annotation, cellular component: postsynaptic density.
GUCUUCCAUAUCUUGAGAGAGAAAGAAGGACCAUUUUCACCUCCCUCCACACAGCCACGCCUCGGACUAACUGCGCACCUGAGCCGCCGAGCAGAAGGUCAAAAUGAAGCGGACCUCGGUGUGUCUGCUGUCACAACCAGGUACAUAGAAGACGAAGAUAGACAUUGAGGUUCCGACUCAGAAACGUGAGGUUUUUGUUGCUCGAUAAAAACAGGCAGCAUGGAAGAGACACAAACUACAGAAGAUGGCACAGUGACACGAUCAGCAGAGUAUGUUGGGUCGUUUCUUGUGGAUGACUGCUGCUUGGAUGAUCAAAUAAAGCAGCUGCACACACAGCUGAAGUACUUAAAGGCUUGCAAGAAAAACAGGCCGGUAAUCUUAAAGUUCUCACUCAAAGGGGUGAAAAUCUAUGAUGAGGAUGAAAUGACCCUCCUAAUGGCUCAUGCUUUGCGAAGAGUUUCUCUGUCCACCGCCCGCCCAAUUGAUGCCCAGUUUGCCUUCGUCUCCCAUAACCCAGGCAGCACCUACGCCCAACUUUACUGCCAUGUCUUUAAGGCAAGACAUGCCCGAGGGGCCCAGUUCUUGAAUUUGCUGCUCUGCCGAUGUUUCCAAUUGUUUUAUUUGGAGAAACAUCCAGAAGAGGCACAAGAAAGCUCUACUGGGUCAUUGCCUCAGCGUAAUCCCUCGCUGCUCAACCACGGCUUCCCUCUUAGCGUCAGUGCCCUAGUUUCCUUUAGAAGAGCUCCUUUUCGAGGACUGUGGUUAAGCACAAAGAAAUCUAAGAAGUCGUCCAAAGACCUUCCUGACAGCCAAGAUGAUGUUUUUUCCUCCUCCUCUCCCUCACUGACGCGGAAGAAAGUCAUCCGGGCUAAAGGACUACAUUCUGGAGCUUACCGCUCCUUUACUUUCACACCACUCAAACAGCGCAGCGUUCACGAGCAACUAAGUUUGUCACAAGAAAAGUGUCAAGACAAAGUGCCAGUGAGGAGAUCCCGGACUCCAAGUUUAGCCGAAACGGAGGAAGCACUGGCUCAGGCUGUGUGGAGUUGGGCUGGUCUCGCAACUGACAGCAGUUACUCCCUCCUUGCGGAUGAUGUCAUGGGUUCAUACCUUCUGUGCCCUCAUCCUAAAAAACCUAAAAGUGGUUCCCUUAUCGUUCGCUUCCCCUCCGGCCUGACCACCCACCUUAUAGAAAACACUCGUAAAGGGAAGUUCAUGUUGGAGAAAUGCAAAAGAGAAUUUCAUUCCCUUGGUGAACUCAUUGAAUACUACUCGGUCACACCGGAUGAGCUCCCUUGUCAACUGUGCUGUGCACGUGUGAACCACUGUUAUGAGUGGGAAGAAAAUACCAACACACAACAAGCUGCAAAACCAUACAAAAACUCAACCAAAGGCAGAAUUAAAAGUUCUCACUAAAAGGGGAAGGCAAUCACCCUGAGAAAUUAGCUGCGGAGAUGAGAUGAUUCAAAAUGAGACAAUAUUUUUUUCUUUUGCACAUUGUUUUUUGUUGUUUUUUUUAGCAUUUUCACAUGGUAUAUUGGGAAUGUUUCACUCUCUAAAACACAGAGCUCCUAUCAUCAGUGUUUUUACAUGCCUGUAAGGCAUUUGAUGUUUAAAUGUUUUUAGACAUAACCCUUUUAAGUGUGGAUUUUAUGGCUGGGUCUUACUUACUCCCAAAUCUUUUAAAGAUGUUACCUCAAUACAUAAUCAUGUUUUACUCUGAUUUUCCUUAUCUUGUCUACAUAUUACUCUGUUUAAGAGAUUAUAAAUGAUGUUGCACUUUAUUUUCAGUCCCAUCAUAUUAUGUAUGUGCAGUUUAAUGUAACAAAGUUUAGAGCACAUUGAGAUUGUCUAUGUUUGUGGAAGAUUUCUAGUCCAUAAUCUCUGAUUAGUUAUUUCUAUGACCAGUCACCAUACAUUUUUAUUAUCUCCAUUUUACAAUAAAUAACGGACUCUCUUUUUAGUCCACGUCUCAGUACAA